AUGGCUCCCAAGGAACAACAAAAGAAAGGUGUCGCCGCCAAAGGCAAGGGUAGCAAGCAAGCCAACGCUGCUGCGAAGUCCGCACUCAAGGGCGGCUUCUCCCACAAGGUCCGCAAGGUCCGCAAGUCGACCACCUUCCACCGACCCAAGACCCUCGUCCUCUCCCGCUCGCCCAAAUACCCACGCAAGUCGAUCCCUCACGCACCUCGUCUUGAUGAGCACAAGGUUAUCAUCCACCCUCUCAACACCGAGAGUGCGAUGAAGAAGAUUGAGGAGAACAACACCCUCGUCUUCAUCGUCGAUGUCAAGGCCAACAAGAGACAAAUCAAGGAGGCAUUGAAGAAGCUUUAUGACAUCGAUACCGUCAAGAUCAACACUCUUAUCCGACCUGACGGCUUAAAGAAGGCCUUUGCCCGCCUGACACCAGAUGUUGACGCCCUUGACAUUGCUGCCACCAAGCUUGCCAUCGUCUAA
Molecule: messenger RNA, 474 nt
Organism: Venustampulla echinocandica
Lineage: Eukaryota; Fungi; Ascomycota; Leotiomycetes; Helotiales; Pleuroascaceae
Product: putative 60s ribosomal protein L23
Exons: 4
Coding region: 1-474 (157 amino acids)
Biological process (GO): translation; ribosomal large subunit assembly
Cellular component (GO): cytosolic large ribosomal subunit; ribosome
Molecular function (GO): structural constituent of ribosome
Source: RefSeq, a predicted model, not a curated record